Molecule: messenger RNA, 891 nt
Organism: Physella acuta
Lineage: Eukaryota; Metazoa; Mollusca; Gastropoda; Physidae
Source: RefSeq, a predicted model, not a curated record
AUGACGUCCGAGAACAAAUCAUGUCUGACAGUCAAUACAAGUUAUGAGAUACGUCACGGUCUGGUGAACGAUGAUGACGUCAUUUCUACUGUUCCAUCGUCCUCAGAGUCCCUUAUGUCUGAAAUCAAAUACCCAAGCAGUUCAGUCCAUAACCAGUCUAGUCCAACAUUCGACCAGUCCAACAUUCGACCAGUCCAACAUUCGACCAGUCCAACAUUCGACCAGUCCAACAUUCGACCAGUCCAACAUUCGACCAGUCCAACAUUCGACCAGUCCAACAUUCGACCAGUCCAACAUUCGACCAGUCCAACAUUCGACCAGUCCAACAUUCGACCAGUCCAACAUUCGACCAGUCCAACAUUCGACCAGUCCAACAUUCGACCAGUCCAACAUUCGACCAGUCCAACAUUCGACCAGUCCAACAUUCGACCAGUCCAACAUUCGACCAGUCCAACAUUCGACCAGUCCAACAUUCGACCAGUCCAACAUUCGACCAGUCCAACAUUCGACCAGUCCAACAUUCGACCAGUCCAACAUUCGACCAGUCCAACAUUCGACCAGUCCAACAUUCGACCAGUCCAACAUUCGACCAGUCCAACAUUCGACCAGUCCAACAUUCGACCAGUCCAACAUUCGACCAGUCCAACAUUCGACCAGUCCAACAUUCGACCAGUCCAACAUUCGACCAGUCCAACAUUCGACCAGUCCAACAUUCGACCAGUCCAACAUUCGACCAGUCCAACAUUCGACCAGUCCAACAUUCGACCAGUCCAACAUUCGACCAGUCCAACAUUCGACCAGUCCAACAUUCGACCAGUCCAACAUAAGACCAAUAUCCGUCCAACAUCCGUCCAGGCCAAAGUUGGUAUCGAGUACUUAUGUGUUCUAUAG